Molecule: messenger RNA, 921 nt
Organism: Argentina anserina (silverweed cinquefoil)
Lineage: Eukaryota; Viridiplantae; Streptophyta; Magnoliopsida; Rosales; Rosaceae
Product: mRNA cap guanine-N7 methyltransferase 1-like
Exons: 1
Coding region: 1-921 (306 amino acids)
Biological process (GO): 7-methylguanosine mRNA capping
Cellular component (GO): nucleus
Molecular function (GO): mRNA 5'-cap (guanine-N7-)-methyltransferase activity
Source: RefSeq, a predicted model, not a curated record
AUGAACCGACGGUACGGCUCGUCAUCAACCUCUGUUGAUGCUGCAAGAACGGUUGCAAAUCACUACAGCGCCAGGAGAAACCAAACUUUUGAAGAACGAGAAGUGAGCCCGAUCGUUCAUUUGAGAAAACUUAACAACUGGAUCAAGAGCGUCUUAAUUCAGCUCUACGCUCACCGUGGGGAUGUUGUUCUUGAUCUAGGAUGUGGCAAGGGGGGUGAUCUCUACAAAUGGGACAAGGCCGGAAUCACGUACUACGUUGGCAUUGAUAUUGCUCAAGGUUCUAUUCAAGAUUGCCAUGCCCGAUACACCAAUGCACGGUUCCGGUUCCCUGCACGGCUUAUAUGUGGAGACAUUGCAGAAAUGCGACUCGAUCAAGCCCUAGCAGAUGAGCUACCCUUCGAUAUUUGCAGUUGCCAGUUCGCAUUGCACUAUUCAUGGACCACGGAAGCGCGUGCGAGAAGAGCCAUAGCUAAUAUUUCGGCAACACUUCGCCCGGGGGGAACUUGCAUUGGAACUAUACCAGACGCUAAUGUGAUAAUCAGAAAGCUGAGAGAGACUCGAGGAUUGUGCUUCGGAAAUAGUGUUUAUUCUGUGAGAUUUGAUGAAGAAUUUUCUGAAAAGAAAUUCAAGUCGUCAAGCCCCUUUGGUAUCCAGUACAUGUUUCACCUAGAAGGCGUUGUGGACUGCCCUGAAAGCCUCGUUCCAUUCGAUGUAUUCGAGUCAUUGGUAAAAGAGUAUGACAUGGAGUUAGUUUUUGUGAAGAACUUUCAUGAGUUUGUGCACCAUUAUAUGAAGCUACCGAAGUAUAAGGAGAUGAGGACUAUAGGUGUAUUAGGUGGUCAGAGUACAAUUUCAGAAGAUGAGUGGGAAGUAGCAUACUUGUACUUGUCCUUUGUCGUGAGGAAGCGAGGCCAAUGUUAA